Drosophila ficusphila is the source of this 1011-nucleotide messenger RNA. RefSeq lists its product as uncharacterized. NCBI's taxonomy places the organism in Eukaryota, Metazoa, Arthropoda, Insecta, Diptera, Drosophilidae. The transcript is spliced from 2 exons. The record is from RefSeq and is a predicted model, not a curated record. Bases 4 to 996 code for a protein of 330 amino acids.
AACAUGGAGGAGGAGCUUAAAGUGUUCUUUGAGGACUGCGGAAGACAGGAGUUUUCCAGCAAGGAAAUGCUGGAUAUAUGUCAGCCCUUAAUUUGGAGAAUUCGGAUGGCUAGAAUUAGAAAAUGGUGCUUAAUCCUAUUGCCCCUGGUCUUGGUUUAUUUGCUUUGGCUGUUGAGCGACACUUUUGUUUGGUGGUUGAGUGCAAUAGGACGUUUGCUGCUCAUCCAGAUCCUCCCUCUCUGGGAUUGGACACCUUACUAUAAUGCCAAGUGUUUGAUUCUAAGGGAUCAAUCUGUUCAGGAAAAGCCACCUCCACUGGGAAAAGAUAAAACCCUUUGGCAAAACUGUGCUCUUUGUGAAACGUUGGAGGGAAUUUCCACUGCUUCGAAUAUAACCUACUCAACAUUGGAGUCUGAGUAUUUAGAAAGGGGAUUGCCAGUUAUUAUAACAGAUGCAGGAUUGGAAAUGGAUGUCCGUCAACUCCUGGAGGUUAUAAAUAAGAAAUCACCUCAGUGGCUAGAUAGUGAACCCUGUGAUGUCUCCAGUAGUUUGCUGUUGAGAAAAUUGUUUAACCUGCAGGCGGCUGUGGAGAAGAUUCACUUCUCUGGGCCUUGGCAUCUUCAACUGAGAAACUGCCAAAAGAAGGCGGUGAAGUCCUCUCGCCUGUUUCUGGAACGUCCCUACUACUACCCUUUCCACCUGGCUCCAUACUACUCCAGCUGGUUGCUGGCAGUCCAUCAGCAAAAGCGAAAGCAAGCGGAGAUUUACGUUCGUGGCCUGGUUAUCAUGCAGCAACUCAGUGGUCAUUUUGAUGUAGUUCUCCAUCCAAAGGAUCCCUGCGAUAAGGACUUAUGUCCCAGCUUGCGGAUGCGCUUGAAUGCAGGAGAGGGUCUGAUCUUCACCACGGAUAUUUGGAGUCUCAGUUACGGAUUGGAGAAACCCCACUCCAAGCAGAGUUCCCUGGCUAGCGUCUUCGAAAUUGACUGGCAGCAGUAGUCAUCGAAUCCCGCG